AUGCAUGUUGCUUUGUUAGACCCCGUUGAAAAACCUCCUGGUCGAAGAUUCCUUGAAACUGGUUUCUGUCCAUUUGGACUUGGCCGCAGAUACUUUCAUGUGAUAUCGCCUCAGUCGACGUGUCAACCAUUGAUCCUCAUUAAUCAGUUCAACAAGCAACUGAAUGAAUUAAGUAGACCACCACCUUCACCUCCCGUAAAGGAUCUUCCACCAUCACUUAGACUGCCUCCGCCGCCAGGUGGCUUGACUAUAGUAAUGUGGCAGAAUGGGGAUAGUUAA
Messenger RNA from Paraglomus brasilianum, 279 nucleotides. NCBI's taxonomy places the organism in Eukaryota, Fungi, Glomeromycota, Glomeromycetes, Paraglomerales, Paraglomeraceae. The record is from the annotation of a GenBank genome assembly.